CUGACCUGCAACACGGUUGUUGUUGUUGUUUUGCUGGGAAUUGACGUUGGCGCACUCUCCUCUCGACUGAGCGGCCUAAUCCAGCUGAGACUACAAUUCCCAGCCUGCACCGGCCCUGGCCGACUGUGGCACUGACAACAGGACAAAAUGAGUGGAGAGGAAAAAACUAUCCCUGAUGUAUCUGAAGACAAGAUUGAUGAAGAUGAGGAAACCAUCACAGCUGUUGCUCCAACUAUAGAUCUCCAAGAGGAGCAAACUGUAGAUGUGACUACCAGUCCUGCUUUUCAGUGCUUGGAUGAAUUAUUUUCUGCUGGAAAAAUUGCAGGAACCCAAAUUGGCUAUUUGAAAUCCAAAUACAUGUCAUUGCACGAGGCUUUAAAAAGGACACAGGAGUCUGAGAUCAAAUUAUUGAAGGAUAUUAAGUUCUUCACUGCUGAAUUAGAGCACCAAAGGCAGGAGCUUGAAAAAGGUGAACAGUUUCCUGAGAGCUACAAUACAGAUGUCAACAAACUGAGACAGCAGCUGCUUCAUUUUCAGAAUGACCUCAACCAGACAGAAGAGCGCAUUGCUCAACAGAAGAACAGAGCUAUUUAUUUAGAAGAAGAACUGGUGAUGUUUAAAAAAGACUUUGAGAGACUACCAAAAGCUGCAGAUUUUGAAAGGAAGACUAAAGCGCUAAAAGAGAGUUGCAUUGAACUAAAGCGAGAUAUUACACAGAGGAAACGUGAAAUAAAAAUGUCUAAAGAAGAACUAGAAAACAAAAUUGAAGAGAUGCAAAAUUCGCAAAAGGAGUUGGAAAAGAAAAUAGAGAGUGAAGCACAUUUGAAGCUCGAUCUGGUCCAACUGCACACCAUUCCUAGCCAACUGGCCAAAGAUAUACAGAAAAUGAACCGCAAGCGCAACAAUUUGGAGAAGACAAAAGUUGAAAUAGAUGUGCAACACAAGGAACUUCUCAAUUCUGUACAACAAAUAGAGCACAAAUGCAGAAUAAUAGAAGCUGAAAAAUUGGAAGUAAUGAAAGAAUUAGAUGAAAGAAGAGUUUUACUGGACAAUAAGGAGCAAGACUGCAACCAGUCGAUUAAGCUGAUUGAGUUGGGGAAAGAGAAUGAAUCAGCAUUAAUGGGAGAAAGAGCUUCCUUGGACUUGCAGCUACGUUACAUCCAAACUGAAAAGAAAAUAAAGUCUGAUACAGUGACAUUAAAACAAAGAGAGAAGGAACAAGAGCUACGAAAAAUUAAAAAAAAAGAGAUGCAGUUGAAGAUUGCACUUGAUUCACUUUCAUAUGUUGAAUUUGUCCAUGAAAAGGUCAAAUCACAGGUGGAUUCUUUCUCUCAUGGUGGGUCAUUGUUAGAAAGAAGAACUGAGUUGGAAAAUGAAGUUAAAAGUCUCAAAAGAAAGCUAGCAGACCAGCUUUCAUUGACUGAACUAGAGGCUCAACUGUUGCGUAAACGAAUGCUUGAAGAAGAUAAUCUCAUUGCAGAACAAAGACGUGCCCGUGAAGAAGUUGUAAAUUUAACCCGCCUUGCUCAGAUCAGAUCUGAUGAGAGAGAUCAAAAAGCAAGGGAUCUAAUGAAUAUUCAGCAAAAACGUGAUCGAACGAUAGAGGAGUUGAAAGCGGAGAAACUAGGUUUAUAUGAUUCCAAGAAGAAGCAUAAGCAGAUGCUCAUUAGCUUAAAGAAUUUUGUUAAAAUAUAUCAGAUCAUCAAAAAUGAGCGAAACAAGUAUGUUAAUCUCAUACAAAGUGCAGCACAGGUAUCUGCAGAAAUGCGUGAAAAGAUCAAGAUUCUACAGAAUGAAACAGAAAUUCUUAGGACCACUACACUGCUCAAAGACAGUCAACUACAAAAAUAUAAGCUAAAACAUUCGAACAGCUAUGUCAUCAGGGACAGCCUGAGGAGGGCAAUUUGCAAAAUAGACCAAGUACUUCGAGAAAUGGGAGAAAAGAGAGAAGGACAAAAGAUAAAAAUUGUCAAAUUUAGUAGUCUGAUUAACCAGGCUGAAGAGGAAAUGAUAAAGCUACGAAAAAAAUAUGAGUCUGUUGUUCAGAAUCGCAAUGAAAGAGGAAUACAAUUGAUUGAACGGGAAGAAGAAGUUUGUAUUUUUUAUGAGAAGUUAAGCAUUCAGGAUUCAUUGAUUAGUAAUGGAGAUGUGGAAUUACAUAGCACUGAGGAGGAAAUAAGAUUUUUAAAAAUUCAACUGGCAGAAGAAACAAGAAAGAUUCAAAAUUUGCGCAAAGAUGUACCAUGUAAACAGGAAAUGGAGACAAACUUGACUGCAUUACAUAAAGAGUUUGCUCAGUGUCAAGACAAAGUCCAAAGUCUUGAGAAGAUGUUAAUGGACCCUACAAGUGAGAACAGAGCACGGAUAUUGGGAGGAGAUGAUCCAUCCUUUGAAGAAGUAAACAAAAGAGUAAAUGAGAUGGAGCUGAAACUGGCAAGAAAGGAGGAACAAUUAUUGGAAAAAGAUCUCAUCCUUGAACAGGUGGCCCGCCUCACUGAACAAAUUAGUGUCAAAGUAAUGAAUGGCAAACAGGAUACACUGGCCUUAGCUAAGAAGGUGAAUGAAAUUCAAGGAAAGAUUAAGGAUGUUACACGGAAGAUGAUGGCUGUGGUCUCAGAGCUGUCUAUGCAACAGGCCAAUGCAAUGCAACUCCAACAGAAUGUUAGGGAUAAACAGCAGUUCUUGGAGUCAUGCCACCUACGAAUGGAGCAGGGACUGGCACCCAGUGAGGAAUUUGAAAACGAGUGGCUGAAAAUACUGGACAAAGAAAAGAGACACAAACUGGAGAUUAAGAUGAAAUCCAAGGAAGCUGAAGAGGAGGAGAAGCAUAUAUUGCCCAGUGGAGGCUACACAACGGCUGAGCCAAGGCCAAAUGCAUAUAUCCCGGAUUCUGACUCUGGACUACCUCUUCCGCGCCCUUAUGGAAAAAUGGUUCCUUUUAAACCCAAUGAACCCAGUGCACACAUGCGACAUUAUAGAAAGCCAGUAAUUAAACCAAUUGAAAUCUGAUGUUAACUGUACUCAGUCAUAUUAAUAGUAAUAAAGUCUAUCUAUAAGGCAGCACAAUACAGUGCUCAUUAAAAAGAUGUACAUAUGGUGUAUGUUUUUGCAAAAUCUGCUAGAUAAUCAUAUCUAUUUUUAGAUUAAUCAUUAUAAACUCAUUCAGAUAUUACAAACUCUUAGCACACAGAAAUUAGUUUUCCAAGUUAUUUUAAUGUACUUUGAUAAAAAUACAACUGAAAAUGCUGCACUAGAUGCAAAUUGCCAAUAGACAAAACUUAAUUCAUGUGCUACAAAUAUAUAAUUGCAGUGGUACGUGGUCAAUCUUUACUAAAUUACUGUGCCAUGUUUUACAGAACUGUUAAUGAAUAGAAUACAUAACUCAUUUGCAUGCUAAACAAUUAAAUCCUUAACAUACGACAUGUAUUUUGUUACUCAAGCGAGUUUUGUAUCAAAGUUGCAUAUUUUCUCUAAUUAAUCUUUAUAACAAAAUAAAGUGUUAACAGAAUUUUGGUAAUUUUGCCCGUUUUUUUGUCAGUCCCAUUUCGGUAAAUUACAAAUCUCAGUGAAAUAUGCAUUAAGAAAUUAAAUCAGAUUUUCAGAAAUACCAAAUAAUUGAAGAAAAACACUAAUUCACAAUGAACAGAGGUUGGUGGGAAGAUUAUCUUGACGAAAACAAGAAAAUGAUGGAAACACUCAAUAGGUCAGUUACCAUCAAAGAGAAACAGAGUUAAUGUUUCAAGUCAAAGAUCCUUCAUCACAACUGGGAAAGAGAAGACGUUAGUUUUCAACUGCAAAGAAAUUGGGGGGGGGGGGGGGGGGGGGGGGGGGU
This is a messenger RNA of Pristis pectinata (smalltooth sawfish), 3832 nucleotides long. RefSeq names its product coiled-coil domain containing 146 (gene ccdc146). Bases 148 to 3009 code for a protein of 953 amino acids. The record is from RefSeq and is a predicted model, not a curated record. The transcript has 19 exons. NCBI's taxonomy places the organism in Eukaryota, Metazoa, Chordata, Chondrichthyes, Rhinopristiformes, Pristidae. Gene Ontology annotation, cellular component: cytoskeleton.